AUGGCUGCAAUUCUUUCAAACACCAAACUCAAUUGCCAUGUACGUUCGAUCAGCUUACCUUCUUUAUCAGGCCAAGAACCCGAAUUCAUUAACUUGAACAGAAUUCAAGAUUCCAAAGAAGCCUCCACAUCGGCACCCUUGAUGCGUGGCAGGCUAAGUCAGCUUAAUGAUAUGUAUGGAUCGAUAGAGCCAUGGCUUGCUCUGCCAGCAACUAAAAGUACUUCUUGCGUCCAAAGAUGUAACAAAGAACAACUGAACAAGUCAUUAGAUGAAAUUGUUGGCCUUUUAGACCUCUGUACCACUACCAAAGAUGUCUUGUCUAUGUCUAUGGACGCGUCCAAAGAACUCCAGUCAGUUCUUCGACGUAAAAGGGGUGAUCAUCAAAACCUUAUUUCCUUAUUCAAGGAAUAUUUAUCCCAAAGGAAAAAUGUGAAAAAGAUUGUUUGUAAAGCUUUGUCAGGUUUGGAAAAGCAAACCUCUUCUUCAAACAAAGAAGACAAUAAAAUAACAUCAGACUUCAAUAUAUUGAAGGAAAUGAGAUUUGAAACAUUGACAAUGUUUGAAUCCUUGUUGACCUUCUUUCUUGGAUCAGAGACGGAACUAAAGCAAAAAGGGUGGAUUUUCUUUUCAAAGAUGGUCGGCUACAAGCGUGUGCAGUGUGACCAAAAACAUGAAGAAAGUGAAGUCAAGAAGGUGGAUGACGUACUGCGCACCAUCAUUAGCUUCAAGAACCUGAAAUCAGGCAGCCUGGAAGUCGACACAAUACAAACCGGAUUAGCCAAUUUAGAAUUGCAACUUUUGGAUCUUGAUCAACAAGUAGAUCGCCUUAGCAGAAAUUUGAUCAGAAAUAGGGUUUCAAUUCUUAACUUCCUUAACUUCUAG
Messenger RNA from Erigeron canadensis, 882 nucleotides. RefSeq lists its product as uncharacterized. Lineage: Eukaryota; Viridiplantae; Streptophyta; Magnoliopsida; Asterales; Asteraceae. The transcript has a single exon. Gene Ontology annotation, biological process: shoot system development; root development. The record is from RefSeq and is a predicted model, not a curated record. The coding region runs from base 1 to 882 and encodes 293 amino acids.